Fusarium poae is the source of this 951-nucleotide messenger RNA. RefSeq lists its product as uncharacterized. The record is from RefSeq and is a predicted model, not a curated record. Lineage: Eukaryota; Fungi; Ascomycota; Sordariomycetes; Hypocreales; Nectriaceae. The transcript is spliced from 2 exons. The coding region runs from base 1 to 951 and encodes 316 amino acids.
AUGCUCACUUCCCUGGGUAGGGCCGCCGCUCGUCGCGUCCAAACAUCCCGCAUCUCUGCUCCCACUUCUGUUUCCGCUCAAUUGCUCUCCCGCCAGAACGCUGUUGCGGCCGCGCUUCCUGUCCGAAGCUUCACUGUCUCAACAUGGUCGUCCUCUCCCACCGCGAGUGAUAAGAAGCCCGCCAAGAAGACCACUACCACCACUACUAAGAAGGCUGCUGGUACAACCACCGCUACCAAAUCCAAGGCUAAGGCCACUGAGACGAAGGUAAAGGAUACGGCUAAGCCCAAGCCUAAGGCCAAGGCCAAGCCUGCUGAAGAAAAACCCAAGAAGCCUAAGAAGGCGGUCGACCCUGAGAAGCUCAAGAAACUUGAAAUCAAGGAAGUCAAGAAGUGGGCCCUCAAAGAGAAGCUUCCUCAGCUGCCAGCUUCUUCAUGGAUUCUAUACACAUUCGAGAACAGAGCAAGCAACCUAGGUGCUGGUGGAAUCACCCAGCAGACCACUGCAAUGGCAGACAAGUUCCGUCAGCUCAGCCAGUCUGAGGUCGAUGAUCUUACCGCCAGAGCAGCCAUCAACCGUGUAAAGAACCAGGAGAACUACAAGGCCUGGGUUGAGGCACACGAGCCCGCGCGUAUUCACCUAGCCAACAAGUCCCGCCGUCGCUUGGCAUUCCUGACUGGCAAGCCUGAGAAGCCCAUCGUCGAUGAACGCCUGCCCGAGCGCCCAAAGGGCUCUUAUGCCCUGUUCGUGGCCGAGAACCACUCGCGCUUUGCCAGCUCCGGUCGCCAUGAGGUCUUCAAGCUGCUUGGUGAGGAGUGGAAGCAAAUCAGCGCAGCGGAGAAGGCUCGGUACGAGGAGAAGGCUGCGGAGGGCUUCGCCAAGUUCAAGGCUGAGAUGGACAAGGUUGAUGCCCGCGCAGAAGCCAUCAAGGAGGCCGGUCUGUCCAACUAG